Molecule: messenger RNA, 4441 nt
Organism: Seriola aureovittata
Lineage: Eukaryota; Metazoa; Chordata; Actinopteri; Carangiformes; Carangidae
Product: protein phosphatase 1 regulatory subunit 3C-B-like
Exons: 3
Coding region: 389-1411 (340 amino acids)
Biological process (GO): regulation of glycogen biosynthetic process
Cellular component (GO): protein phosphatase type 1 complex
Molecular function (GO): glycogen binding; protein phosphatase 1 binding
Source: RefSeq, a predicted model, not a curated record
UGUCAUUUUUUUGGCUUCUCUCUGAUUGGCUGAGGGGGAGAGAGAGGGAGAGAGAGAGAGAGAUUGGCUCUCUCUCUCCUUCCCUCGCGUUCUCUUUCUCUCUGUCUCUCUCUCUCUCUCUCCUUCUCUCUCUCUCUCUCUCUCCUUCUCUCUCUCUCUCUCUCUCCUUCUCUCUCUCUCUCCUUCUCUCUCUCUCCCUCUGUCUCUCUCUCUCUCUCGGGGGGCGUGUCGGAGCGCGCUGUCAGUAGCGGUGUUUUCCUCUUUAAAAUGGCUGCAGUAGAAAACAGAAGAAUUUAAAAUAGAAACAGAAAAGUCUCCAGUCUGUGUCUGUGGUUCGUGUCGGGCUGAGGCAGAUUCUACUGGAUUCUACUGAGACAGAAACUUUUCAAUGAACUGCACCAGGGUCCUCCACAUCCUGAACCCUCGCCCCGGGGGUUCCUCUCCCAUCAUUCCUGUCAACAUGGCUGUGAGGAUCUGCCUGGCCAGCUCUCCUCCCCUGCGUUCCUUCCUUGGUAACUAUGAUAACUGCUGUUCAUCAUCAGCAGCUGCUCUGCUGCAACACUGCGAACCGCUACGACCGUGUCUUAGCAGCAACGUAACCAUGGCAACCACAACCUCACCAUCAGCGGCCAGGGAGAUCAGCAGCAGCUCGGGGAGGACGAGGAGGAGGAAGAAGAAUGUGGUGUUUGCUGACUCUCGAGGUUUGGCUCUCACUGCCAUCCAUGUUAUCGACGAGGCCGAGAACGACCCGCUGACUGAGCUGCAGUUCCAUCUGACUGAGAUAGAGGGCGCCACCGCUGCACUACACCUGGGAGGCAACAAAGAUGUUGCAGAUUGUGGUUCAGGCCUGGUUCUGGACUUCACCCAGCCAGCUGCAGACUAUCUAGACCUGAGGAACCGGCUCAAAGCCCAGCAGGUUUGUCUGGAGACCUGUUCUGUCCAGGAGCGCAUUCUCUCAGGCACUGUACAGGUCCGAAAUAUCUGCUUUGAGAAGUCCAUCUCUGUUCGGAUUACCUUUGACUCCUGGUGCUCCUUUCAGGAUGUUCAGUGUCGCUACCUGAACAACGUCUAUGGCUGCCCCGACACUGACACCUUUUCCUUCUUGGUCUCAGUGCCGGAGCUCCUUGAGCCCUCCAAAAGAGUAGAGUUCUGCAUUCAGUACCAGACUGAAGACCAGACCUUCUGGGACAACAACCAUGGGAACAACUAUGGGCUGGUGGUGGCGGACCCAAAUGGCAGCCCAAAUCGGAGCACUGAGAGUACAGUGGGGCUGGAAAUUCAGAGAGACGGCGUUGGAGAGCAGAGGGAGGAGAUGGAGUUUGAUCCCUUUGGUAGUCCCAGGACGUCAGCAGGAAUCUUCCCUGAGUGGCAGAGCUGGGGUCACAUAGAGACUACUGCCCCCUACUGGUGAGACCACAACAGGACAUUUUUGAUGUUGCACUCACUCUGUGAUCUUGUUGUUCAGAGAUUCACAGGACCUUCACAUGAGCACCUAACAACCACAUCAUAGGGGAUCCCGGUGUGGUUGUGUAAUACACUAUGGUCUUUCACUUGAGUCACUUCAGCUCCCUAAAAUUAAUUAUUUUAAGUGUUUAUGAAAGAAGAGUGUAACCUCUGGAUGACUAACUCUGGCACACCUGGGUUUCAUACUCCCAGACUGACUUGAAGUACCAAGACUGGCCCAAGUGGUUCCAGGUGCAAACUUGAGCUGAUGAUCUUUUAAAAUAUCCCAGCUCGACACCUGAACCAUUUAUGAAGCCUUAUAAGCUCCAUCUUCAGCCAACACUCAGCCACAGCUGGACUGGCUCACCAGGGAUUGACUCAUUGGAAAAGAUACAGAGAAUCAGGAGUCUUGAAAGCUUUGUAAAAGCCCCCAAAUGAUUUGUCAACCUUCACAAUGAUCCACUAUAUGAUCUGUAAAGCUUCAGAUGAUCCACACAAAUGUAUGUGCUUUCCUAAAACCUCCCAAAGAUUAAUGAUGAGUCAAGUUCUUACAUGUGCCUCACAAAGCUCCACAAGGCUUCAUUAUUCAUAAUCUUCAUACAGAGGUUUUGUAGGAGUGCUUUGAAUAAAGCUUCCAUUGAUUUUGAUUAAACAUCACAAGGCUUUGUGUUCUUCAUAGCAGCUGAGCAACCAGGUCCUUCUAUUGAGAAUUCAUCAAUAUCAGGAUGAUUGAUCAACAGAAGAUUUAUGUGUUCAGGUCAAAGGAUGUGACAUGUUCCUAAAGUUCCCUCUUCAUUUCCUGCAUUUUCAACUAGAGACCUCCCAUCUCUUCUCUCUCCCCCACCAUGACAGCUCAACUGAAGCCCUUUAGGAUGUCAAAGUCCUGAAACAGCUGUCAGUCAAGACCAGCAACAUGGCUUCAAGCCCUGAAACACCAGCCUGAAACCUUGUGUUGAGAAUAUUCCAGAUGCCUGAAAUCAGUCAAACAUUUAGUGUUAGACUGUUGAGUCUUGUUUGUUUGUUAAACCUUGAUGCCUUCAGGCUCAGUUCAGCUUUGAUGAUCUUUAACAUCGAGACCUAAAUCCAAAAACCUCACCUGGCUCAGUUUGGGUCUUGAGCAUGGCUGAAACCAAAUGUCCGAACUUCCCUGCACCUACACACGAACUUGGCAUUUGGAUUCAGUCCAGUCUGAAAAGUUCUUUUAUUCCUUUUUGGGGUUCUGUAGAAAUGUUUAUUCCCCUGAGGACCAAUUCUUUAUAUUUGACUUGUCAAUUGCUUGACAAGACUGACACAAGCAGAAUGAGCAAAUAGUUAAACUGCUAUGAAUUCAGAGUGAACUGAGCCAACCCCUGUCUCAGGGUCUGUUCAAACAGAAACCACUGUGAAGUUUCUGGACUGUUGGAGUUUCAGUCUACGCUAAACACACCAAAACUCAGAGAGAGGAACCUGCACAUAUCUGAUCAUUUUCUGUCCUCACAUUGGAGUUUAUAAAUUUAGUGUUCAACACAUUUGGUGUUAAACAUCACCAUCGUGGUGGUGUGAGCAAAACAGGUAACUUUACAAGGAAAGAUUUUGAUGGUGUCACGACCAAACCGCCUUGCAAGACCUCUAUCUUGGAGACUAUGCAGAAAAUAAGAAUUACUCACUUCUGUAUGUUCCCAGUUUGGAUUCUGUUUUCAGACUAAAGGUUUCUCUAAAGUGGAACCAGGGCUGUAGUACGAGAGUCCGGUCUCAAGACAUUGUUUCUAUUAUCUCACACUCGUCUCUGUCUUAGAGGGGUUUUGACUCGAAUUUGCUGUCCUCUGUACCUAUGAAACCAUGGAUAGAUUGUAUUUGUGGCAACCUCCUUCCCCCUCCCGUUCUAAAAGAUGCUAACUGUGCUAAAGAGGUAUAUCUGGUAUUUCUGUGCCCCUGGUAGAAAGUAGUUACAGAACAACCUGAGUUCUUCUUGGUGUUGCUAUGCAGUUUAGUAUCCCACUGUACUCUUGCUGUCAUGGUAACUGCUAUAAAUGGAGAUUGGUCAAGUUAAACCUGCACUUCCUGUUAGCUCUUGUAGCCAUACCAUUUUAAAAGCUUUUAAAAAUCCACUUCCAGUGCUCUUACCCUGAUAGUGUGUGUAUGCGUUUAUUUGUUUGUGUGUGUCUGUGCUUUGGAGACUGAAGGAAAAAGUAAAGUAUUUAAAUUGAAUGUGGGAUUUCAUGUUGUCAGUCUGUAACUCUGACUCAAAGUCAUUUCAGAGUCUUGAGCUUUGUCUAUGUGGAUCUGCCAGAAGUCUAAAUGUUUGAAUGGCCUUGUGCUGCGUUCAUGUCACGUCGAUCUGAAGGUGAGGGUAUUUAAUGAGUUUUUAGGGACAGUUUUUAUUUAUAACAAAUGGUUCCGCUAGUUCUGUCUCAUUCACUGUGAAGAUGCUCAUAGAAAGUUUGACUUUAUUCACAUCAGAGCAGAAAUAUGAGGCUUGGUCAGUGAUUACCACUCCAGUCUUCAAGGUGGCGCUGUACUGAGCUGCUCCGCCUUAGCUAUGGUGCUUCACUUGAAGCUUCUGACUGUUAAAACUCUUGUCUUCAUGUGAAGCUGAUCAUUGUCCAGGGGGAGCUCUGUCCACACCCCACCACACAGCAGCAGUAGUCUAGAUGGGGGUUUUCUACUCUCUGACCACAGGGGGCAGUAAUGUGUCCAUCACAGCUUUGUGCACCAGCACCACCGGGACCCUCCAGUGUGCGGGGCUGAUCACAGCUGUUUUCAGAUGAUUUUAGAUGCUGUUCUGACUCAAAGUCCACUCGUCUUUAUUCUGACGUGACCUGAACGCAACACUUCAGCUGGAGUUAGCUUGUGUUAACUUAGCAGAUAUGAUUAAUGGCAUUUAAACUGGCUAGCUACCAGCAUCAGCAACUGUAAAGUGCAAUGUAAUGAUAAUGUCAUGAUGUACUGCUAAAGCAGGAAGUGAUGUACUGUAAUGUUCCUUUUUAUGUGUCCUUCCAGAAUAAAAGUCUAAUAUUUA